CUUCCAUCUACUAAAGCACGAUUGUUAUUCGAGCAGACGAGUCAAGGCACAGAAAUGGCUUUUAACGCUUUCCAUUUACUCGUGAUCAUGGUGCACAUGGUUGUCGUAUUUCAGUCAGCAAAUUCUCUGAGUUGUUACACAUGCACAAGUAAAACGUCAUGGGCAGAUUGCAACUCAAAGAUGACUAAAUUAGAAUGUCCAUCGGGUUCACCCAACUGUGUCACGGGAACGUUGACCUGUACAAAUCUCGAUGACGAGGAAACCGUCUUUUACAAGAGAUGUGGCGCCCCGGGAGACGAUUGUGGCCCGAGAAGGGCCGAUUAUCCAACCUGUUCAUCUUCGUCAUCCAUAAGUUGGUCGUACUCUUACUCCAGCAGCUGCUGUUCAGGAAACAAUUGCAACUCGGGGUCAUUCCACAGAAUCAACAAAGCGAAUCUGGGAAUGUGUAUGGUAUUAAUCAUUUUGGCUCUUCGUCUGAUACUUGCCGAGCGUUUCUAAAACAGCAUUUCUGUUGCUGUAUGAUCCACUUAAAGAGCAAUAAAAUUUUUAAUUACCUUGAUUCAACUUAAUAUGACGUAGUUGGUAAACAUUCAACAAUAUGUAUGAAUAUACUAGAAGAAAGAAUUGUUCGAGAAGGAAAGGUGAAUGCUACUUUUACUAUGUGCCAAUUGUAAAUUUCAGUAUUCUGUAUGAUUCCAUACCAUUAGUUCUUUAGACAAUAAAUAAAAGUGGACAUGCACAAUUUCA
Pocillopora verrucosa is the source of this 747-nucleotide messenger RNA. Lineage: Eukaryota; Metazoa; Cnidaria; Anthozoa; Scleractinia; Pocilloporidae. The record is from RefSeq and is a predicted model, not a curated record.